Messenger RNA from Papaver somniferum (opium poppy), 2115 nucleotides. Its product is annotated as cell division control protein 48 homolog C-like. Gene Ontology annotation, cellular component: nucleus. Gene Ontology annotation, biological process: ribosome biogenesis. The transcript has 10 exons. The coding region runs from base 1 to 2115 and encodes 704 amino acids. The record is from RefSeq and is a predicted model, not a curated record. NCBI's taxonomy places the organism in Eukaryota, Viridiplantae, Streptophyta, Magnoliopsida, Ranunculales, Papaveraceae. Gene Ontology annotation, molecular function: ATP hydrolysis activity; preribosome binding; ATP binding.
AUGUUUGGCAAACGUGUCAGAAAAGCUUUACGACAAAGAAGAUUAUCUCUUUCAGAGGGCGUCACAGAUGCGAAAUUGAUGAAAAGUAGUGACGAUCAGAAGGAAGUGAUCAAGGAAGCUGGAGGCCUGAAAUUUAAUGAUAUCGGAGGAUUAAAAGAGGUUUUGGAAGAGUUGAAGUGGGGAGUAAUGUUUCCACUUUGCAAUCCGGAGGUGCCUCAGGGGUUGGGUUUUAAACCCACAGCUGGGAUCUUGCUGCAUGGACCACCUGGAUGUGGAAAAACUAAACUUGCCCAAGCCAUUGCAAAUGAAGCUGGAGUUUUUUUGUACAAGAGAUCUGCUGCUGAAUUUGUUUCUGGGUCCGCAGGUGAAUCCGAAAAGAACAUACGCGAUCUGUUCUCAGAAGCAUACAAGACAGCUCCUUCAGUUAUAUUCAUCGACGAGAUUGAUGCUAUUGCUUCAAAAAGGGGAAAUAAACUAAAAAGGGAUUUUGAACAACGAAUUGUGACACAGUUAUUGACUUGCAUGGAGGAGCCCAUGUCAGUAGGUUCAGCACGAUCUAGAAAAAAAGCCGGUUAUGUUCUUGUGAUUGGAGCGACAAAUAGACCUGAUGUUCUGGAUCCAGCUCUUAGAAGGCCUGGGAGAUUUGAUCGAGAGAUUUGCUUAGGUGUUCCUGACGAAAAUGCACGAGCUGAAAUCUUAUCUGCAUUGACGCGCAAUCUUAAACUUUCGAAGGAUUGUGACUUUGAUCUUUCAAAUAUUGCCAAAGCUACACGUGGUUUUGUCGGGGCUGACUUGUCAGCAUUGGUUACGGAGGCUGGUAACCUUGCAAUGAAAAGGAUUAGUUAUAGCAGAAAACCCGAUAGUGAAGAGGCCAAAGUCAACUGGUGGAGUCGGCGGUUGGAACCAGAGGAGAGGAAAGACCUCGACAUAAGGAUGACCGACUUUGAGGAAGCGGUGAAAAUGGUUCAACCAUCUUUAAGAAGAGAAGGAUUUUCAGCUAUUCCUAAUGUCAAGUGGGAGGAUAUCGGAGGGCUUGAUUUCUUGAGGAAGGAAUUCGACGAUUAUAUUGUCAGGCGUAUUAAAUACCCCGAGGAAUAUGAGGAAUUUGGUGUAGGUUUUGAGCAAGGAUUUUUGCUUUAUGGGCCUCCAGGUUGUGGUAAAACUUCAAUCGCGAAGGCUGUAGCAAAUGAGGCAGGGGUAAAUUUCAUCCACGUUAAGGGACCUGAACUUCUGGCUAAGUGGGUGGGAGACAGUGAGUUGGCAGUUCGAACAAUAUUCAGUCGUGCUAGAACAUGUUCUCCCUGCAUCCUUUUCUUUGAUGAGGUAGAUGCAAUAGCACCAAAGCGGGGAAGUGGUCCAAUGGAAGGAGGACGACGAAUGGUUGAGAGCGUUUUGACCCAGUUACUCAUAGAGCUAGAUGGGGGUAAUAAACGGAAAGGUGUUUUUCUGAUUGGUGCUACAAAUAGGCCGGAGGUGAUGGAUGAAGCUAUCAAAAGACCUGGUCGUUUAGGGAAACACAUAUAUGUUCCUUUGCCGAGUCCAGAAGAACGCGGUUUGAUUUUAAAAGCCCUUACCAAGGGUAAACCAAUAUCUGAGGAGGUAGAUUUCGGUGCUAUGGGUCUGAAGAAAGCUUAUGAGAAUCUAAGUGGAGCUGAUCUUGCUAGAGUGGUUGACAAAGCUGGCAUGAUUGCGCUGAUGGAGAAGCGAAUGUGGAAAAAAUCAGGUGAAGUCGGUUUUGAAAUGAAGAAAUGGACGAUCAAUGAAACACACUUUGAUCAAGCAGUGGAGACCGUCUCACCAUCAGCUACAGACAAGAUGCACUUUUUACAUCAUCUUAAUCACCCUUUUGGUUCUGGUAAGCUUGUAAACUUCGAUUCUAAAAUUAUCUCAAAUCCUUGUGGAGAACUUUUCCUUGCCAAUGGUACUCUUUAUUGGAUGGGCUUUGAACUAGAAAUGAUUGUUACCUUCAAUUUGGCUGAGGAGAAGUUUUUUGAGCAUCUUUCACCGCCUCCUUUGCCACCAUCCGGGGAUUGGAAUAGGACAUGGGUUUUGGAUGGAUUUUUGUUUUUCGCUAUUUAUCUAGAGCUGAAUAUUAAUAUGGCGUAUGGCCAUUAA